AUCCGAAUACCAAAUUACUCGAAAACUGGCGAGUUAUUUUGUUUGCUCACCCAUGAUUCCCUAGUUAAAAGGAAGUAUUUUAAACAUUUACAAAUACCAGGGAUGCAGUCGACAUCACCGCCGCCGCCACCACCCUACGCCUCAAAGCAUACAAUAAUCGCGGCGCCUCCAGCUGUAUCAAAUCGAUCGCCUCUCUCCCCCACCGCUGGCAAAGUCCUCUCCCCUGACCCCACUUCUCCAGGUCAUCGUGUUUCCACUGCACUCAACAUCACCUUCUCAUCCCCACCGCCCACGGAGGCUAAUCGACGAGAUGUGUUUAUUGGAGAUUCAAAUACUAGGCGAUAUACUGUUCAGAGAGUCACGAAUCAGCUACCGGUCUCCUCUUCUCAAGUUAAUAGUAGUGGUGGAAGUAGUAGUAGUAACAGUAGUGGCUUUAAUAGCGCAACUUCGGGAAGUAAUCCGCCAGCUGAUUGGAAGCACGGUAUCUGCGCUGAGUGUGGUGGAAGGAUUACUAAUGUUGCGACGGCUUGCCAAGCUCUCGGAUGCUUUUACCAUGAUAAAUGCUUCGUCUGCUGUUGCUGUCGUGAGUUUUUCUUUUUAUUUUCAUACUUUCCACUCUUUUUGAAUGUUUGUCAUUAUUUAACUAUUAUAAUUCUAUAUGAUUAG
This is a messenger RNA of Rodentolepis nana, 666 nucleotides long. NCBI's taxonomy places the organism in Eukaryota, Metazoa, Platyhelminthes, Cestoda, Cyclophyllidea, Hymenolepididae. The record is from the annotation of a GenBank genome assembly.